GCCGAACUUUUCCACCUCUUUUCUACUUCCCGUACUUUCUCCUUUCCCUUCACUUAGACAACACCCAAGGGAAUAUUCUCCCGUUUUUGAAACCAUGGGUACCGGAAAGAAGGAGGCCACCCGCAAGGUUCGCCAGGGUAAAACUGGCGAUGGCAUGGCAAAUGUCAAGGUCAAAGGCGAGAACUUCUAUCGCGAUGCGAAGAAGCUCAAGCGUCUUAAUAUGUACAAGGAGGGCAAGGCGCAGCGUAAUGCCGAUGGUCAAAUCACAAAGGCUGCGUCGUACCAGUCCCGAGAUGUUCCUACUGCACGAAUCGAGCCCAACCGCAAAUGGUUCACCAACACCCGUGUGGUUUCCCAGGACACUCUGAAUGCCUUCCGCGAGGCUAUGGAGGAAAAGGCCAAGGAUCCUUACCAGGUUCUCCUCAAGUCCAACAAGCUCCCCAUGUCGCUUAUCCGUGAUGGCAAGGACACCACCAACGGCAUUAAGCAGCACAAGGCCAAGAUGACGAUCGAGACGGCACCGUUCUCGGAUGUUUUCGGUCCCAAGGCCCAGCGCAAGAGAGUUAAGCUUGACUUCAGCUCGCUUGACGACCUGGCUGACGACACUGAGAAGAGCAUGGACACAUACGAGGAGCGCCAGGAGCAGGCCAGACUUCUCAACGGCGGUGGUGACGAACCCGACGUCUCCAUGUCUAUUGAGCCAGUCUUCGACAAGGGUCAGAGUAAGAGAAUCUGGAACGAACUCUACAAGGUCAUCGACUCUUCUGAUGUCGUUAUCCACGUCCUUGAUGCUCGUGAUCCCAUCGGCACUCGCUGCCUUAGUGUCGAGAAGUACCUUCGCGAGGAGGCUCCCCACAAGCAUCUCAUCUUUGUUCUCAACAAGUGUGAUCUUGUCCCAACUGGUGUUUGCGCUGCUUGGGUUCGUGCACUUGGCAAGGAAUACCCUACUCUGGCUUUCCACGCAAAUAUCAACAACUCUUUUGGCAAGGGAUCUUUGAUCCAGUUGCUCCGUCAGUUCUCUGCCCUCCACUCUGACCGAAAGCAAAUUUCUGUUGGUCUUAUUGGUGGCCCCAACACUGGCAAAUCCUCCAUCAUCAACACAUUGCUCAAGAAGAAGGUCUGCACUGUUGCUCCUAUUCCUGGUGAAACCAAGGUCUGGCAGUACGUGACCUUGAUGAGGCGCAUCUACCUUAUUGAUUGUCCUGGUGUCGUUCCCCCUUCUACCUCCGAUACGCCUACCGACCUUGUGUUGAGAGGUGUAGUCCGUGUCGAGAAGGUCGACAGCCCUGAGCAAUACAUUCCCGCACUCCUCCAGCGUGUCAAGAGACGCCACAUGGAAAAGACUUACGAGCUUACCAACUGGACCAACGCUACCGAACUCUUGGAGCUGCUUGCCCGCCGUGGUGGCCGUCUCCUAAAGGGAGGUGAGCCUGAUCUGGAUGGUGUUGCCAAGAUGAUGCUCAACGAUUUCAUGCGAGGCAAGAUUCCUUGGUUCACACCCCCUCCUAAGCUGGACGACAACAGUGGUGAGGUCAAGGCUGGACGUCAGGGCAAGCUCGGUGAGAUGCCUCUCAAGCGCAAGGCUACCGAAGAAGCUACUGAGGACGCUCAAGAUGAGUCCGUCGUUGUGGAUGCCGCUAAGGAUGAGGCUGAGGAUGAUGAUGACGAAGAGGAGGAGUUUGAAGGCUUUGGCAGUGACACCGAGGGUGGCCUUUCACGCAAGGCCUCCUUUGGUGCUACCACCGCUGGAGAAAGCAAUGACGACAGCGAAGCUGACGACAUUCUCUCGAUGGGCUCCGAUGAUGAGGAGGAAGCCAACGAGGAAGCCGAGCCCGUUGUGAAGGAGAUUUCGAGCAAGAAGCCUGCCCCUACAAGAGCCAGCAAGCGCACCAGAAGGUGAAGCAAAGUCUGCUGACAACUGGCGUACAAUUGCAACGACAGAAUGAUACCCCUCAUUAGCCGCUUCCUUACCAAUCCAACCUUAAGGGCGUCAGUGACGAUAUCGACCUCUACAGGCUUCACUUCCAUGAACGACGAGAAGCCGAUGAUUAUGGCAGCGAAUGCCAAAUCAUGCUUGCAGACAAGUCAUUCUGCCUUGAGGGUAUAAUGAUAGCCUUGGCUGAGUGCUGACGUCGGUGUCCGGGCAAUCCAGUGGCAAUAAACGACUGAUGUAUGCCAAGACUCCAAAAGCCGCAAGCGAGUACGAGAGAGACAACCACUCCAUCGCCGAGCUACUGGCCGCUCAGCCCGAUCGAAGAUGGGACGCACCAGUUAGCUGAAGGCUGCGCUAGCGAAUCGACGUCAUCAAGUAGGCGCCCAAAGGCGAAGUCUUGUAAAAUAUCGCCGGCGCAGAAAAGGGACAUGAAACAGUACCUUUUUGGAUUGAAGAGCUAGCGCAUGUACAUUGUAACGAAAGGAAUGUAUACUCUAAUUUAAAUAUCACGACCAUCAUUAUGAUUCAAGCGUCCUAUUAGUCCCUCCCA
This is a messenger RNA of [Torrubiella] hemipterigena, 2483 nucleotides long. The record is from the annotation of a GenBank genome assembly. NCBI's taxonomy places the organism in Eukaryota, Fungi, Ascomycota, Sordariomycetes, Hypocreales, Clavicipitaceae.